Molecule: messenger RNA, 4677 nt
Organism: Durio zibethinus
Lineage: Eukaryota; Viridiplantae; Streptophyta; Magnoliopsida; Malvales; Malvaceae
Source: RefSeq, a predicted model, not a curated record
UUCUUUUGAAAUACAAAGAGACAGAGUACAAGAACCAAAAUACGUAGUUUCUACUAAUAUACUUUUGUCCUUUUUCAUGGACCUUGUCCUUCUGAACACGCAAGGACUGACUGAAAAUGAUGGUUCAAGGAAUCUAACCACUUCCUUUUUGAUAUAUAGUAGUCUUUAUUGCAAGGAAGGCAAAUGAAAUACCUGGCUUUGAGACAGAAAGAGAUAAAGGGGGAAUUAAAAAAGUUAAGGAGAGAAAGGAAUAAAAAAUGGUGAACGACGGAGCAGUUUCAACAACUCCGGCGUCCUUAAGGCUCCGAUGGGACGUGUUCCUCAGUUUCAGAGGGGAAGAUACCCGUCACGGAAUAACGCAGAAACUGUACAGCUCGCUUGUGGAAAAAGGUGUCCGAGUCUUUCGAGACGACGAUGGGUUGAACCGUGGAGACGAGAUCUCUCCAAGACUGCUGGAAGCCAUUGAAGACUCGGCUGCUUCCGUUGUUAUUCUCUCUCAAAACUAUGCUUCCUCCCAUUGGUGCCUUGAAGAACUGGCCAGGAUAUGCCAGUUACGGAGACUGAUUCUGCCCGUCUUCUAUGGGGUUGACCCCUCUCAUGUUCGAAGACAGAGAGGACCUUUUGAGGAGGCCUUUUGUAGCCAUGAAAACAGGUUUGGAAAGGACGUGGUGAUGAAAUGGAGGAUAGCCAUGGAGAAAGUCGGCGGUACAGCUGGUUUCGUUUUCACCAACAAAAGGCUCCUUGGGAUCAAAGUUUUCACAUGCAAGUUUUCAUUGAAUUGUGAUGAAAAGCAACUGAUUCGGGGUGUUCUGAGAGACGUUCUCAGAGAAGUGAAUAAUACACCAGUGAAAGUAGCCAGCCAUGCAGUUGGACUGGAUACGCGGGUGACAGAGUUAAUAAAUUUGUUAGACGUCAAAUCAAAGGGCAUUAGGGUUCUGGGCCUUCAUGGGAUGGGCGGGAUUGGUAAGACAACCCUUGCUAAGGCCAUCUAUAAUAAGAUCUUCGGACACUUUGAGCUCCGAAGCUUCAUCUCAAAUGUUAAAGAACUGUCAAAACAAGAAGAUGGUUUAGUAUUCCUCCAACACAAACUUAUUGGUGACCUUUCCAAUCAUGUUGUGCUUUCUGCAAAUGAUGUUAAUGCUAAUGCCUCAACAAUCAGAAAGAUUAUUCAUGAGAAAAAGGUUCUAAUAGUCCUGGAUGAUGUUGAUGAAGAAAACCAACUUAAAGCACUAGGUGCGAGAGUCAAAUGGCAAAAUGAUGGAAGUAUUCGAAUCAUUGUUACAACAAGAAAUAAAGGAGUUUUAACUGAACAAUAUGUGAAUCAAUUUUACGAGGUCAGAGAGUUGCAUUUUGACCAGGCACAAGAACUUUUCAGUUAUCAUGCACUUAGAAGAGAGAAACCGACAGAAGAGUUUCUGGAAUUGUCCAAGCAAAUUAUAUCUCUCACUGGGAAUUUACCUUUGGCUCUGGAAGUCUUUGGUUCGUUUUUGUUGGAUAAGAGGAGGGUAAUAGAAUGGGAAGACGCUUUGAAGAAGCUGAGACAUGUUCGUCCUAAUGAGCUUCAGGAUGUGCUAAAGAUAAGCUUUGAUGGGCUAGAUAGAGAAAAUCAAUGCAUAUUCCUGGAUAUAGCCUGCUUGUUUGUCAAUUUGAGAAUGAAUAGAAAGGACAUAAUUGAAGUACUGAAAGGAUGUGAUUUCAAAGCUGAAACAGCAAUAAGAGCUCUGGAAGAAAAAUCUUUGAUUAAGUUCUUUGAGGAUGAUGGUGUGUGGAUGCAUGAUCAGCUUAGGGACAUGGGAAGACAAAUUGUUCAAGAUGAGAACUUUUUAGAUCCUGGAAUGCGCAGCAGACUGUGGGAUCGCAACGAAAUCAUGACUGUCUUGAAAAAUCACAAGGGAACAAGAAGCAUUGAGGGUAUUGUGAUGGACAUCAUAAAUAGGAAAGGGAAAGAGGUGGUGAUCCGCACAAAACCCUUUGAAUCGAUGGUUAAUCUAAGACUGCUUCAAAUCAAUCAUGUGAAAGUGGAAGGAAAAUUUAAAUUUCUUCCUCACGAACUCAAGUGGCUUCAAUGGCAAGGAUGUGCUUUGAAAACUCUUCCUUCUGAUUUUUGUCCCCAAAAGCUUGCAGUACUUGAUCUCUCAGACAGCAAAAAUAUCGAAAGGGUGUGGAGCUCUUACUCUAACAAGCUGGCUGAGAACUUGAUGGUCUUGAACCUGCAUGGUUGCUCCAAUCUGGCUUCUCUUCCUGAUUUAUCUGGACAUAAAAAGCUGCAAAAGAUUGUUCUUCGAAAUUGUGUGAAACUGAUAAACAUUCACAAAUCAGUUGGUAGUUUAAAGUCCUUACUUCACUUGGACAUGACGGGCUGUUCAAACCUUGUUGAAUUUCCAAGUGAUGUCUUGGGGAUGAAAAAUCUUCAAACCCUUGUCCUCAGCGAUUGCUCUAAAUUGAAGGAAUUACCAGAGGGCAUAGGCAGCAUGAAAUCACUCAAAGAACUUUAUGUUGAUAAAACUGGCAUAGAGAAGCUGCCUGUAUCUAUUUAUCGCCUUCAAGAACUUGAAAAACUGAGCCUAAGUGGUUGUAUGCGUAUCAAACAGCUGCCAAGAUGCGUAGGGAAGCUUGUUUCUCUGAAGGAACUUUAUCUUAAUCAAUCGGCAUUAGAAAACUUGCCUGAUUCUAUUGGAUCCUUGGAGAACCUUGAAAUACUUAGUUUAAUUCAUUGUGAAUCACUCACAGCAAUUCCUGAUACUGUUGGCAAUCUCAAAUUAUUGAAAGAUUUGUUGAUUAAGGGUAGUGCAAUCACUGAGUUACCAAAUUCUUUUGGCUCGUUAUCAUAUCUGAAAGGCUUAUUUGUUGGAGGCAAACUGUUGAGCAAAUUGUCAGAUACAAUUCAAGGAUUGGCUUCUCUUGUGGAACUUGACAUGGAUGGGAUUUCAAUUAGGGAUCUUCCUAAUGAGAUUGAUGCUUUGAAAUCACUCCAGAAGCUUGUGAUGAGGAAUUGUACUUCUCUUGAAUCUCUGCCACAGUCGUUGGGGAGCCUGUUCAAUCUUACUUAUUUGAACAUAUUCAACGCUAAUAUUGCCGAGUUGCCAGAGUCUAUUGGGAUGUUAGAAAAUCUUAUUGUUUUAAGAUUGAACAAGUGUAAGAGGCUCUGUAAACUUCCAUCCUCAAUAGGAAAUUUGAAGUCUUUGCAUCAUUUAUUUAUGGAGGAAACUGCUGUGACUGAAUUACCAGAAAGCUUCGGCAUGCUCUCAAGAUUAAUGGUACUGAAAAUGGCAAAGAAAGAGAAAUCCGAGUCAUUUGUACUCUUGCCAACGUCUUUCUCAAAUCUCUCAUCGCUAGAAGAACUUGAUGCUCGUGCAUGGAGAAUAUCUGGUGAAAUUCCAGAUGAUUUUGAGAAGUUGUCAGCAUUAGAGAUUCUGCAACUGGAUAGCAAUGAUUUUUCUAAACUUCCAUCCAGCCUAAGGGGCCUUUCGCUUCUUAAAAAGCUUCGGCUGCCCCAAUGUGAAAAGCUUGAGUCCCUCCCUCCACUUCCCUCAAGUUUGGAGGAAUUGAAUCUUGCAAACUGUCUUUCAUUGGAAACUAUAUCUGAUCUUUCCAAUUUAAAGAGCUUAGAAACAUUAAACCUUACAAACUGUGAGAAAUUGGUGGAUGUUCCAGGCCUUGAGUACUUGAAGUCCUUGAGGAGGUUGUACAUGAGUAACUGCAUUAAAUGCUCUGCUUCAGCAAAGAAAAGACUCUCCAAAGUUUAUCUCAGGAGACUUACAAAUCUAAGCAUGCCAGGAAGCAAAAUUCCAAAUUGGUUUUCUCAAGAUGUAGUUACCUUUUCAAGCCACAAAAACCUUGACUUGAAAGAAGUGAUAAUAGCGGUAGUUGUUUCCCUUAACCAUCAUAUACCAGAUGAGUUGAGAUAUCAAAUACCUGCUGUAGUGGACAUUGAAGCACAGAUCUUCAAAGGUGACACAGACAGAGCUAUACAUGCCACCACCUUGGACUUGUUGGGGGUACCGAAGACGAAUGAAGACCAUGUUCACUUGUGUCGAUAUCCAGCAAAUCGUCCAUUGGUUUCUAUGUUAAAUGAUGGCUUUAAGAUUCAGGUGACAAAGCGAAACCCGCCAUACGUUAAGGGGGUAGAGCUGAAGAAGGCUGGGAUUUAUUUAGUUUUUGAGAAUGAUGAUGAUUAUGAAGGAGAUGAAGAAUCACUGGAUGAGAGCCAGCAGUCUGUGUCAGAAAGAUUAGCAAAGUUUUUCAGCUCUCUUGAACAAGAUGAUGGAGUUCACCAAUCCAGCUACGAAAUGGAAGAAAGGAUGGAAGAGCUCCAAGUCCAAAUUAAGGAAGAAAAAUGCCGACCAAGCAGCAGAAAUUACUUUGUUUUUGCCUUCACUUUUCUUCUUUUGCUGUUGAGUUGGUUGUUCCUACGCUGGUGGUGGUUGUGGUAGACGAAAGCCUCAUUUGGAAGCCACCGGAUGGGUCGCCGCAGCACGGUUAGGGCCACUUUUUGGCCUCAAUCACACUGCCCCACCGUUUGGCUUCCCUUAGGCGCGGUAGGAUUGGACAACUGGAGAGGGAACACCCUCCUCCAAUGGCCAACUGGUGGUGUUUUUUUUCUUGUUUUUUCCUUAAGGCAGUAGUUGCGCUGCUGACGGAUAAAAUUUAUAUAAAGUUAUUCAAGUAAAAUUUGUA